GCGCGCGCCAUUGGUGGGCGCCUCCACUGCCACAAUCUGGCCUCUAUUUAACAAGGCUCCUUGCGCCACCAUCCAACUCAUCACUCACCACCGCACCACACCACACCACACCAGAGCGCGCAGCUCGAUCGAUCGCGUCUGGAGCUCACAAAUUAAUCGCAGAUGGUUUCAUGUGUGCUAGGUGCUUAGCGCAUUAGCGGCUGAUCGAGGUUGGUACGAUUUGGGUGCGGUGCCACAUGUUGAGUGGACAGACGGCGAUUAGUGGUAGCAGCAGCAGCCUCGCCGUCGUCGUCUUCGAGCAGGGGAGCGGGAGCCGGGAGGAGACCAGCUGGGAGCGGCAGCAGCGGGUGAUCGAGGAGGAGGGGGAGCCGGAGUUCAGGGACAUCCACGCGGUGAGCCCGCCGCGGGCGCUGACGUCGUCGUACCGCCGGAGCCGGCCGGGGAGCAGGGACUCGUGGGGGUCCGCGGCGGGAGCAGGAGGGAGCAGGCACACGUCGAUCCGCUCCAUCGGGAGCGACACCGCCCCCAGCGAGCCCUUCCCUAGUAUGAGCAGGGAGUUCUCCGCUAUGGUCGCCGCAGCAGCCAGCGUCAACGCCGCCUCCGCCGCAGCAGCGGCUAACGGGAACGAGCAUGUAGCCAACGGCGCCGGGGACGUCGACGGGCUGGGGAGGAUUGGGGAGGAGGAGCUGGAGGAGACGAACCCGCUGGCCAUCGUGCCGGACAACAACCCCAUCCCGUCUCCGCGCCGGGCGACGACGCCGCGCCCGGUGACCGGCGGCGAGGUGGUUGUGGCCGGCGCGGGACAGGGCGACGAGGUGUCGGUGGGGCAGGUCAAGAAGGAGGAGGUGGAGUGCAAGAUCGCCGCGUGGCAGAUCGCCGAGGUCGCCAAGGUCAACAACCGCUUCAAGCGGGAGGAGGUCGUCAUCAACGGAUGGGAAGGCGACCAGGUCGAGAAGGCCAGCGCAUGGCUCAACAAGUACGAGAGGAAGCUGGAGGAGAAGCGGGCCAAGGCGAUGGAGAAGGCGCAGAACGAGGUGGCCAAGGCCCGGCGGAAGGCGGAGGACAAGCGCGCGUCGGCGGAGGCCAAGAGGGGCACCAAGGUCGCGCGCGUGCUGGAGCUCGCAAACUUCAUGAGGGCCGUCGGGAGGGCGCCCACCAAGCGCUCCUUCUUCUGAACUGCUCUGCUCCUUCUCCACUAUUCUCCCGCCACUUCGCUUCUUUUUAUUUUUCUCGCCGUCGUUGGAUCGUUCACCGCUUCGCUUCGCCGGACCAGUGCUCUGCUGCUCCUGCGACUGCUGCUUGCUGUGUGGAACUCUUGUUUUAGUGCUGUAUCCACAUGUCUGGUGUAUCAUUAUCAUCAUUUUUUUUCUUCCUUUCUUGUGUUUGAUAAGGUGUAUUACAAAGUGAGAAGUACAUAGCAUAAAAAUGUGAGAGUGUGCUCUGCCUGCUGAGCGAGUCUUAGGGCAAGAGCUGCCUGUAAUUUGUUUUGUCAUCAAGGAUUGUGUAUGUCAAUAUGAACAAGAUAAUGCACUGAAUUACUGUUCUGUGUA
Molecule: messenger RNA, 1550 nt
Organism: Lolium rigidum
Lineage: Eukaryota; Viridiplantae; Streptophyta; Magnoliopsida; Poales; Poaceae
Product: remorin 4.1-like
Exons: 2
Coding region: 237-1175 (312 amino acids)
Source: RefSeq, a predicted model, not a curated record